GUUUAAAGUGUGUGAAAUGUGUAGCGCUUCAUGAAAAUAGCUGAUCUCAAGUCGGCGUUUGUGAAUUAAAAGGGGUUCCUUUCGGUGAAUGGCAAGUUUUCUCUACUUUUCAAUCGGGCUCGCUGUGCGUGAGUUGGGAUGUGUUCCACGCCAACCGGCCUCUUCUCAACGAGUAGUUUGUGAUUUGGUUUAAAUUGAAGUAGAAAGUCAUUGAAGGACUUAUCUGCCAUGCCGACAUGCUAACAAUAGCAAGUUUAGCUUUGCCACCCACUAAUGGUUCUCACACACACACACACACACACGACCCACUUCCAACUCUUAGUUGAAAAGUGUAAAUAUUGAUAUGUAUUUAUUCGGGAUUUCACAGUGAAAUCUCAGUACUUGUGUAUAUUUCCAGGAGACUUGUUGAGUUCAGUGGCGUGAAACUUGAAUCAGCUGUAAAGUGUUAGCAUAGUUAGCUAAUUGUGUUGAAGCUUCCAGGAGACACGAGGUGGCUCGAGCCGAGAGGUGAGUCACUGAAUGGGGGACAUUCCCACGAGAGAUUGCUCCGCGGCUCCGUGCUAAACUACCUUAUACGGACACAUGUAUACACACACUUGUCAACAAAAGUCACAUUUUCACCCAAUCCAACCAUUUCAUCACUCUGGGACACCGAAGUGCCCGCAGUAGCGGCUAGUUUUAUUGGACGAAUGGGACAGAGGAGGGGGGGUGUAGUGAGGCCAGGCGGUCAUCUCAUAACAACCGUGCUGUUUGCGGAUGUUUUACCUCCCGUUUCACUCUCUUGAAUUUCUUCAAUAAUAUUCGGGAAAAGUCUCGCCUCGGACCACACUUGGCCGAGGUGCAUGCUCGAGUAAAAGCCUAAUAAACAAGGCUAGUUCGGAACGACGUGCGAAACGCCACUAAUUAGCCUCGCUAGCCGCUGGAGGUUAGCCAGCAUAAGUUGAGCUAGCAUGUUAGCCUCAUUGUGUACUUAUGAGCCCCCAGUUCAGGGCACUUAACCGCAGGAUGCUUCGCUCUCGGGGAAUUAUAGCUAUCGCAUCUCUGCGAUUACUUUUGGCCAGUUGACGAAAUAAGUUGGAAUCUUAAAGAGGACCAUGGAAUAGCAAGAUAGCAGCUAGCUGUCGAACUCGUUGCGGCACCAGAGAACUCCUUCCACCCACUCCCCCUUCGUUGGUGCCCCCGCCAAACAUGGCGGACCCAGGGAUGUUGAGUUUAUUUGGGGACGAUGCGGGGCUGUUCUCGGAUGGAUUAGAUGGUUUAGGAGACUGUUUUCCUCAACAGCCUGCCCCUGGCCAAUCCAACGCUCUAGCCCAGCCGACGAAUCCCCCUCUCAACCACGAACACCAGGGAAACCGGGGUUACCACCAGAGCAUGCUCCUUGGUUCUGGGAGCACGCAGCCCAAAUUGGGCCAAAUGUACGAGCACAGCACGUACGCGGGCUACGAUCAGGCCAGUGCUCCUGCAGGGAGAAUGGUGGCUCAGAAUGGUCCUAGCCAGGGGCCACCAAAUAUUAAUGCAACCAUGAAUGGCAUGGCUUCCCACUACCAUAAUAACCCUGCUAACACUAGUAACACCCAUCAUGGGUAUCCCAGUGAUGCAGGAGGAGCAGCAUCGGGGGGUGGUGUUUGGGGCCAGCAGCACCAAAGCAGAUCAGCAUAUCAACAGGCUGCCACACAAGCAGGGAGUGGCCCCAACCAGAUGGGCACUUUCCAAAUGUCUCAAAGCAACUAUGGCAGGAUGCAAGGCCAACCCACAUCCAACGCAGCGCGCAUCGGCCAACGCUACCCUACACAGAGUCUGGCAGCCCCUCCUACGCAGGACCCGUCUCACUACAUGGGACAUGUUGGAAUGGUGGGGGGUCAAAUGAGACACCCUCAGCCACAAAGCCAGGGUUACCCCAACAUGAGUCACACACCGAGAUACCCACAUUCUCCCUCCCGACAGCCUCCACACGCUCACCAACAUCCGCAAGGAAUGGGUGGGUUUGGGGGUGCCCAGUACCCUGGCUAUCAGCCCCAGUAUGGCGCCAUGGGGUCUGGCAUUGGCCAGGGUGCCAGUGCUAAUGUCACUAGCAACACCAGCCCUCCAAUAGGACCGGGACAACUUGGCCAAAGGUUUAACCAGGGAUCAGGCCCAGCUUCUGGGCAACAGGGGCAGCGAUACCCACCUGGACCGCCUCACCAGACACAUUCUGUCCCCAUGCAGGCAGCAGGGCAGCAGAGCCAGCCUAUGCACCCACUUAGCCACUCCCAGCCCCCAAAUCAGUCCCAGUCCCAGCUCGCACCCCCAGCUCAGGGAACCUACCCCUCCCCCUCACCACUGUCCCCCAUGCGGGUUUUGGGAACCCCCACGCCUCCACCCCAACACGGCAGGCCUCCUAGUGCAGGCUUAACGGAGGUCACAGGGUAUGCAGCCCUGCAGUCUACUAACUCACAUCCUCAGAGACCCCCCCAAACCUCACUGUCUGCUCCACAUGCCCAACACCAGCAGACCCACAGCAUACCCAAUGCCGGACAGAUGUAUCCCGGCCUGGGGCCCCAACGUGGUCCCCAUAUGGGCCCAAAUCGGCCACAACAAGGGCCCCAUGAAGCCCCUGUCGGCCAGGGCGGGGAUCCGCAUCUUCUUCAUUCCCAGCAGCAAGCCUCUAGAAGCGGCCAGCCCGUGCAGCCUUCUCCCAUGGCUUUCCAGGGUCCAUCUGUCAGCCAGCGUGGAGCACUUCCCAUGAGCCAGCACACUCACCUGUCCCCCCACCCCUUACAAAGCACGCCCCCUGCCCCCAACCAGGCCUCCCACCAGUGGGCACCGCCGCCGUCUGCCACCCAACAGCUCUCCUCACCCCCCAGCACCCCACAGAAAGUGCCUCAUAUGCAGCAUUCCCCCUCGGACGCAUCUGCCGACACCGUGAUGGUGGCUGCUGACAGAUCCACUGGCGGUACCGGCGACUCCAAUCAGCCUAUCAGCACGGAGCAGCCCGAUGGCAAGGAAAGUAAACCAAAAAAGAAGAAGAAAAGGAAAACAAAAGCAGAGGAUGUAGAAGAGGGGAAGAAGAACACGACAACGGGAGACGACGACGUCAAGUCGGAACUUCCCGUCCUGGGGUGUGAGCAGGGCAUUGGCGUGGGAACUGGAGACGGGGGUUCCCCACCUGCUGAGGAGAAGAAAAAACGCAAAAAGAAACCAAAGGAGAAGGCAGAGGGCAGUGAGCCCAAGACCCCCAGGACGCCUAAAACACCCAAGAACCCUAAGACUCCCAAAGAGCCUAAGGAGAAAAAAGUCAAGAACCCCACACCCAAGGCCAAGACCCCCAAAAAAUCCAGUAGUAGCAAGAAGACGGUGGAGUCUGAAGACGGCGCCGUUGCUGCCAAGAAGGACUCCAAAAGGAAGCGACAGGGCUCGGCCAGUGAAGAUGCGGAGGUGAAGUCUCCGCCUGCCUCACCUGUGGAAGAGGAGGAUGAGGAUGGUGUGCAGAAGCGGCGCUCCAGCCGCCAGGUAAAGAGGAAGAGGUACACAGAGGACUUGGAGUUUCGGAUCUCGGAGGACGACAACAGCGGGGACGAGUCGCCUGCGCCCAAGUCACCGUCUUUAUCAACGCAGCUGCAGGACGUGGCUGAGGCUGAGGGGCCAGUUGUGGAGAAGAUCAUGGGCGUGCGCACUGCCAAGAAACAGCUGGAGUCUGGGGAGGAAGCGGAGGUUCAGGAGUUCUAUGUCAAGUUCAAGGGCUUUUCUUACCUCCACUGUCGUUGGGCAGAGCUGGAAGAGCUGGAGAAAGACAAGAGAAUACAGCAGAAGGUGAAAAGGUUCAAGGCCAAGCAACAACUCAACAACUUUAUCACUGAGAUGGACGAUGAGCCUUUCAACCCGGACUAUGUGGAGGUAGACCGCGUCCUGGACGUUUCAGAGAGCACAGAUGAAAACGGCGAGACGGUGAGCUUAUAUUUGGUGAAAUGGUGCAGUCUACCUUACGAAGACUCCACCUGGGAACUCAAGGCGGAUAUUGACCAGUCAAAAAUUGAGGAAUUUGAACGCAUUGCAGCUCGCACGCAAAACACUGCCAGAGUGGAUCGGCCUCAGGCUUCUGAGUGGAAAAAGUUAGAAGGCUCAAGGGAAUACAGGAACGGCAACGCACUCAGGGAAUACCAGCUAGAAGGCCUCAACUGGCUAACCUUCAACUGGUACAACUCACGUAACUGUAUAUUGGCUGAUGAGAUGGGUCUGGGAAAAACCAUCCAGUCCAUUACAUUCCUCUACGAAAUCUACAUGAAGGGCAUUCAGGGGCCCUUCCUGGUCAUCGCCCCGUUAUCUACCAUUCCCAACUGGGAGAGAGAGUUCCGGUCUUGGACAGAGCUCAAUGCUGUGGUCUACCACGGCAGCCAGGCCAGCCGCAGAACCAUCCAAGCCUAUGAGAUGUACUUCAGAGAUGCACAGGGUAAGAUAAUAAAGGGGGCGUAUCGCUUCCACGCUGUGAUCACCACCUUUGAGAUGAUUCUGGCCGACUGUCCGGAGCUUCGCGGCAUCCCAUGGCGCUGUGUGGUUAUAGACGAAGCCCACCGCUUGAAAAACCGAAACUGCAAACUGUUGGAAGGACUCAAGUUGAUGGACAUGGAGCACAAAGUUCUGUUGACAGGAACUCCCCUUCAAAACACUGUGGAGGAGCUUUUCAGCUUGCUCAACUUCUUGGAGCCAGAGCGCUUCCCAUCGGAACAAACGUUUAUGACUGAAUUUGGAGACCUGAAGACUGAAGAACAGGUUCAAAACCUGCAGGGCAUUCUCAAGCCCAUGAUGCUGAGAAGACUAAAGGAGGAUGUAGAAAAGAACCUGGCCCCUAAGGAGGAGACCAUCAUUGAGGUGGAGCUUACCAACAUCCAGAAGAAGUACUAUCGAGCCAUUCUGGAGAAGAACUUUUCCUUCCUGUCUAAAGGAGGUGCAGGAGGAGGCGGUGGGAGUGGUGGAAGCGGGUCUAGUGUCCCCAACCUCCUCAACACUAUGAUGGAGCUAAGGAAAUGUUGUAACCACCCAUACCUCAUUAACGGAGCUGAAGAGAAGAUCAUUGAGGAGUUUCGGGACGCCCACGUGGGAGCAGACAUGCCCGACAUGGCCCUUCAAGCAAUGGUCCACGCUGCCGGGAAGCUGGUGCUCAUUGACAAGCUGCUGCCCAAGCUGAAGGCGGGUGGGCACCGAGUCUUAGUUUUCAGUCAGAUGGUCCGCUGUCUGGACAUCUUGGAGGAUUAUCUCAUCCAGAAACGCUAUCCCUACGAGCGUAUUGAUGGCAGAGUUCGUGGUAAUUUGCGACAAGCUGCAAUCGACCGGUUCUCCAGACCAGAUUCGGACCGCUUUGUCUUCCUGCUGUGCACGAGAGCUGGCGGACUCGGCAUUAAUCUGACCGCUGCAGAUACCUGCAUUAUCUUUGAUUCUGACUGGAACCCUCAGAACGACCUGCAGGCCCAGGCAAGGUGUCAUCGUAUUGGCCAGUCCAAAGCAGUCAAAAUCUACCGACUGAUCACCAGGAACAGUUACGAGAGGGAGAUGUUCGACAAGGCCAGUCUGAAGCUGGGUUUGGACAAGGCUGUCCUCCAGAGUAUGAGCGGGCGUGAGAAUGCCAACAGCGGGGUCCAGCAAUUGUCCAAGAAAGAAAUUGAAGACCUACUGAGAAAAGGAGCAUAUGGCGCUCUUAUGGAUGAGGAGGAUGAAGGCUCCAAAUUCUGUGAGGAAGACAUUGACCAGAUCCUUCAGAGACGCACCCACACCAUCACCAUCGAGUCUGAAGGCAAAGGCUCCACCUUUGCCAAGGCCAGUUUUGUUGCACCCGGUAACAGGACAGACAUUUCUCUGGAGGAUCCAGACUUCUGGCAGAAAUGGGCUAAGAAGGCAGAACUGGACCUGGAUGCCAUCAAUGGACGGAACACGCUGGUGAUCGACACGCCGCGAGUAAGGAAGCAGACGCGGCACUACAGCAGCGUGAAAGAGGACGAGAUGAUGGAGUUCUCAGAGCUGGAGAGCGAAGAGGAUGAACCCAGUCGGCCGGUGUCCAAACCGCGACGGCCCCAAGACAGAGCUCAGGGCUACCCGCGAUCCGAGUGCUUCAGGGUGGAGAAGAACCUACUAGUCUACGGGUGGGGUAGGUGGAGUGACAUCCUGGCUCACGGUCGCUUCAAGCGCCCCCUGAAAGAGGCUGACGUGGAGACGAUCUGCCGAGCCCUUCUGGCUUACUGCUUAUUGCAUUACCGUGGGGACGAGAACAUCAAGAGCUUUAUCUGGGACCUGAUAACCCCGAGUCAAGAUGGCACCACCAAGACGCUGACCAACCACUCUGGUCUGUCUACACCGGUGCCUCGAGGCAGAAAGGGCAAAAAAGGAAAAGCCACAGCGCCAGCCCCGCAGACACCAAGAGCAGAUUGGCUCGCCAGCUGUAAUCCCGACCAUCUACUGCAAGAGGACAGCUACAAGAGACACUUGAAGCAUCACUGUAACAAGGUGUUGCUGAGGGUGAGGAUGCUGUAUUAUCUGAGACAGGAGGUUAUUGGAGAUCAGGCUGAACGCAUCCUGGAUGGUGCUGACUCAAGUGAGUUGGAUAUCUGGAACCCCCAGCCAUUCCAUGCAGAGGUUCCCACAGACUGGUGGGACAGCGAGGCAGACAAAUCGCUGCUCAUUGGUGUUUUCAAACACGGCUAUGAGAAGUACAAUUCCAUGCGCGCCGACCCCACCCUGUGUUUUUUGGAGCGGGUGGGCAUGCCUGACGCCAAGGCUAUCGCUGCCGAGCAGAGGGGCACCGAUUUGAUGGCAGAUGGUGCUGAAGGUGAGGAUGAGGACCCAGAAUACAAGCCCCUCCGGAUGCCUUUUAAGGAUGAAAUGGACGACUUCACCAACUCUCCACUGGAUGACAAAGAUGACAUUGGGGAGGGUGAAGCAGAGGGUAAAUCUGCUGAAAAUGGUCAAGGUGUGCUGUCCAUGGGUGGCGCUGCAGGUUCCAGCGAGCGGCUCUAUUGGCCUGCGGCUUCGGCUCUGACGGCGCGCCUGCGCCGGCUCAUCACUGCCUACCAGCGUUCCAAUCGCCGGGAGCAGCUGCGCCAGGAGGCCCUGAACAGACCCGACGGUCGCAGACGACGGCGCCGGGACUUCCUACCUGCCAUCACCAUGGUUACUGAGGCAGGAGGAACGGCAGCAGCCUAUAUCCAAGAUCCGACCACAGUGUUCAUGGCUGAAGGAAGCGCCUAUCUAGCUAAAGGAAGUGCGUAUUUUGCUAAAGGUGGGCAGUUCAUGUCAGAGGAGUCCCCAGUGAUGACCACAAAUUCCUUGAUGAAUGAUGGCGCCAUGUACUAUAAAGAAAGAAGACAAAGAUGGACGCGUCGUGAGGAAGCUGACUUUUACCGUGUCGUGUCGACUUUUGGAGUCAUCUUUGACACCCAACGUCAGAAAUUUGACUGGAUGCAGUUCAGAGCCUUUGCCCGAUUGGACAAGAAGACGGAUGAGAGCCUGGAGAAAUAUUACUACUCCUUCAUCGCAAUGUGCAAAUGCGUCUGCCGCAUGCAGGUCAAGAGCGACACAGAGCUCUCCGACCCAUCGCUGAUCAUAGAUCCCAUUACGGAGGAACGUGCUUCCCGCACCCUCUAUCGCAUUGAGUUGCUUCGUCGCAUCCGGGAACAGGUGCUCCCCCAUCCUCUGCUCUCUGAACGCCUUAAACUCUGCCAGCCCUCUCCAGACCUCCCAGAGUGGUGGGAGUGUGGCCGCCACGACAGGGACCUCCUCAUCGGGGCCUCUAAGCACGGCGUGAGCCGGACUGAUUAUCACAUCCUGAACGACCCCACCUUGGCCUUCCUGGAGGCGCACCAGCGCUUCACCAGCCAACGAGGGACCGUGGUUAACAUGGGAGAACUUGCCAAAGCCGGGAUAGAAACAGCUGAAAGCGCCUCCACAGCGCUCCUCACGUCUGCAGAGCUGGCAAGUGCUGCAUCCGCCGUUAAGAUGGCCAUUCAUACAGUUAAAGAGGAGGCAGCUGAUGGAGUCCAGGUGAAAAUGGAGCAAGACAAGGCUGCGGCUGAGGUCAAAACGGAGGCUGAGGAAGAGGAUGGCAAUGGUGCACUGUGCAUAAAGACUGAAACUGCUGAAGAAAUGAAAAAUGAGACCGAGGUUCUGGGUGACAAACGAGCCGCAGUGACAAAAGUUCAAGAAGAAGGCAAGACUCUGCCAAAAAAAGAAAACCAGGAGAGCUGUGAGAUGAAAGAGACUAGUUUGAAGCCAACGGAUGACCAAGACAAAGAAGUCAUGGAAGGGAAGACAAGUGUAGCUCCAGUUGAAGCUUCAAUCGAGCAGAUUACACAGAAGUUCCCGGAAGAAGCUCAAGCACAAACGGGCCACACGACGACCACAGAGAAGGAAGACCAAGCAGAGAAGCAGGACUGCAAGUCUGCUAAAUCUCCAAAGUCUCCAGACACCGAGAAAAGCCCAGAAGAGGAAGAGGAGGACAGGAUGGAUGAAGAUGACAAAUCAGAGAAAUCCUCGAUGGCUGAAGUGAGUGCUGCGUCCGAGCAGAAGAACUUUGAUGAAGAGAGUAUCGCGUCUUUGAGCACGUCGGCUCGAGAUGAAACCAGAGAUGGGUUUUGCCCCGAUGACCUAGUGGAAUCUUCUGCUCUGCAGGCCUUGGGGGACAGAAAUUACGUCUACGCACUCUGGCCUAAGGAUCGUGUGAUGAUUAACAGGAUGGACAACAUCUGUGAAGCCGUCCUGAAGGGCAAGUGGCCUGUCAACAGACGCCACAUCUUUGACUUUCCUAGCAACAUGCUGCCUGGACAUGUCUCCACCAUGACCACGGCGGCGGUAGCCACAUCAACAGAGAGUCCGCUGCAGAGGCGGAGCUUGGGCGAGCUGGCCAUGACUGGGAUCCACGCCCCUUACAGCGGGAGUGAAGAUAAGACGCUUUCCCCGCAGGUUCAUGACAAUGCUCUGGGUCUAACGGUGCCUCGGCAGAGGAGGAGAAGGAGGAGGAAGAUCGAGAUUGAGGCAGAAAGAGCAGCCAAGAGGCGCAACCUGAUGGAGAUGGUUGCCCAGCUGAGAGAGAGCCAUGCCACCAUGGAGUCCCAGAGCCAGGCCAUAGAUCUCACCAAGGGUGUGCAGCACAAGGCUUCUCCAUCGUUGGCUGGCUUCCCCAGCGCUCUGGUCACCAACCCCUCUUUCAAGGCCCAAAUGGAACUGCUGCAGCAAGCCCCGCCCUCCGGACACAGAGCCAAUGGUUCGCUGGAGGCUGACCUACCGAUGAUGAGGAGGAGGCGGGGCCGCAGGAAAAAUGUUGAGGGCCUGGAGCUGCUGUUUAUGUCUAACAAAAGAGCUGGAAGAGGGGAUGAUGGUGAUGGGGCCAAGGUUUCAGGUGUGGAAGGGCUCCGGGAUGCCGCUCGUGCCCAUAGACCCCUGGCUGUCUCGGAGCAGAGUCCCAGUGGGAGAUCUCUUGCGUCUGGCAGCGUGGAGGAGGAAGAGGCCACAGUUUCCAACAAAGAGCUGGGGGAGUGGCUGAGGCAGCACCCCACGUACACUAUGGACAUGGCUGGAUUUACACCAAAGAAUGAAGAGUUGCUGCUGUCUCAGUUCUCCAAACCCAAGCAGAAACGUCAUCGCUGUCGAAACCCCAACAAGAUUGACAUCAACACCCUGACGGGAGAUGAGAGAGUGCCUGUGGUCAACCGCCGUAACGGACGCAAGAUGGGAGGGGCCAUGGCUCCACCAAUGAAGGAACUUCCCAGAUGGUUACUGGAAAACCCGGAAUUUUCAAUUGCGCCUGACUGGACAGAUAUUGUCAAACAGUCGGGUUUUCUCCCAGAAGCUAUGUUUGACCGGCUGUUGACGGGUCCCGUCGUCAGGGAGGAGGGCGUCCGUCGUCGCGGACGGCGACCCAAAUCUGAGAUAGCGAAGGCGGCGGCCGCUGCCCAAGUAGCCGUGGCUCAGGCUGCCCAGGCGUCGCUGGCCACAGCUGCUUCCUCUGCAGGAGGCAUCAAUCCUCUGCUGCUCAACAGCCUGUUUGGAGGAAUGGACCUGUCGUCCUUGCAGAGCCUCCAGUCUCUCCAGCUGGCUGCUGGUCUCAUGGCUUUCCCUUCACCUUCUGAUCCCAAGCAGGCCGCCGCCUCCAUGCUGCCCCUCAUGCUGCCCGGCAUGGGAGCUCUCCCCAACAUGUUCAGCCUGGGCGGCCUCUUUGGUAGCAACUUGGCCACCACCGGCACCGCUUCCAACACCACGGCGGCAUCGGCAUCAGGGAAUGCCAACGGAACCACCGAUGGGGACGUGGAAGAAGGAGGUGAAGAAGCCACAAAGAGGAAGAGAAAGGAGGAGGAGGAGGAGGAGGUGGUGGUGGAGCAGAAGGAGAUGGCAGAUGAUGGGACUGAAGGCAACAACGUCACAAAGAACAACAUCCAGAAAGAUGACGAGGAAGGUGAAGAGAACGUGGAGAAAUCCCAAAGCGCUGCCCCUCAGAUGCCAGCUGCUGAUUCUCCGGCCGCCACCUCCAUCAACAGCGAAGCCGCUUCUCUGCUGGCCGCCGCCGGCAUGUCUGCCAACUCUCUGGCGUUUAAUCCUUUCCUCCUGUCCACCAUGGCCCCCGGCCUCCUCUACCCCUCCAUGUUCCUUCCUCCUGGCCUGGGAGGACUCAGUCUGCCUGGCUUCCCCACCUCCUCCACCUUGACCGACCUCCAGAGCGCCAUGGGUGUGCUGGGGGGCAACGCCGCCACCACCACCAGCCCUUCAAAGGACGACGACAAGGUGGAGACGACGGUGGAGGAGGAGGAGGAGGAAGAGGAGGUGCGAGGAGGCGAGAGUGACUUGGUGGGGCAGAACGUGGCUGCCAGGGGGCCCACAAGCCAAGCUGAGGUAUCCAUGGUGGGGGAGGGGGGAAUGGUAGGUGAUGAGGAAGAGGAGGGGGCGUCUCCAAGGGAGAAGGACUAGUGACACCAAUAAAACCUGAAAUCUAAUUCCCCCCCCACCACCACCACCACCACCACCUUAACACACCUCCACCAUCAACUAGCCUGUUUUCUUUUUCUGGCUUUUACUGAUUUGUUCUUGUUUGGCAUUUCCUGUGUGUCAGUGAGGCGCGGGGGGGUUCAAGUGAAAUCUUUGAGUGUAGUCAGGGAAAAAUCAGACUGUUGGCCAGUUUGCAUCUCCACUCUCAAAUAGGACUUCGAGUUCCAGUAGUGCUAUUAAUACUUGUAGUAUUAUUAUUAUUAUUGUUCAUCAUUAUUGUUAUUGCUGAGCUCAGCAUGCAAACUUUUUUUUUUUUUUUUGUCCAGCCUGCUUGUUUUUUCGGGCAGCCUCUCGUCUUAAAGGCUGGUGUGGUGGAGCUGCUGGGGGGUGUUGGAGUUCCCCCACGUCUCUCUCUCUCUCUCUCUCUCUCACACACACACACACACAUACACACACACACACAGACAAUCUACAGCCUACCACUACACUGAAGCCCUAAAUACCCCCCGCCCCCAAUGCUGCCCUGAUACUGUUAAGCCAGUCACACACACUGUUUGAAACCCAUUUCCAGUCUUUCCACUGCUAGCCUUCAGUCCUCGGAAGGGACGUUCGUAGCACAGAGGAGGUAGACUGGGUCUGCCCCGCCAGUACACCAACCGCCCACCCCCACCCCGGAUUGACUCUUUGCACGGGACGUUCCUCACCUUUGAACAUCGCCACCUGCUAGCUUCCCCGUGCAUGCUGCUCCCGUCUGGUGAAGACUAGUUAGUCACACACUGAUGCUACAAACACAACACAAGUUCACACUUCUUUCCUUUUUCAUUUCAUUUGUUGGAAAAGCAAGAAGCGGCGCUUGAAUUGUUUCCUUUUACAAAUGUGCUGAGAUGGAUAUUUGAAAGUCCGUUCAUACAUCCUCUCAUGCGCGUCUCCUGUCUGUGAUGCUGACACAGCAAUAACCAAGGCAGCUUUUGAAUGUUCCCACAUAACUCGCCCAGCACACACACACACACACACACACACACACACACACACAGACUAUGAAUAAACCACAAGUGUCG
Messenger RNA from Dunckerocampus dactyliophorus (ringed pipefish), 11996 nucleotides. RefSeq names its product chromodomain helicase DNA binding protein 7 (gene chd7). The transcript is spliced from 41 exons. Gene Ontology annotation, molecular function: protein binding; ATP-dependent chromatin remodeler activity; ATP binding. The record is from RefSeq and is a predicted model, not a curated record. Lineage: Eukaryota; Metazoa; Chordata; Actinopteri; Syngnathiformes; Syngnathidae. The coding region runs from base 1189 to 10920 and encodes 3243 amino acids.